Molecule: messenger RNA, 1641 nt
Organism: Penicillium malachiteum
Lineage: Eukaryota; Fungi; Ascomycota; Eurotiomycetes; Eurotiales; Aspergillaceae
Product: Gfo/Idh/MocA family protein
Exons: 1
Coding region: 1-1641 (546 amino acids)
Molecular function (GO): nucleotide binding
Source: RefSeq, a predicted model, not a curated record
AUGAAAGAACCACAGCUCCCUCCACCAGGCGCAGACAUCCCCAUCCGCCCCUUCAUGGAAACAAAAAGACCAACUCGUUACCUGGUCAUAGGAGCUGGCUCCAGAGGAAAUGCCUACGCCCGUGCCGUAACCAGAACCACGCCAGGUACAAUCCACGCCGUCGCAGAGCCAUAUCCCUUCAAGCGACGCGAGUUCGGUCAGAACUAUAUCUGGGGACUUAAAGGAGCUCCAAAACCCGGCCAAGAAUUCACAGAUUGGCGCGACUGGCUAGUUUGGGAAACUGAACGACGCAAAAAGGUCUCGACAAGCUCCAAUUCCAUAGACGAUGCCGUUGGUGUAGACGGAGUCUUCAUCUGCACAUUGGACGAAACCCACGUCGAGAUUAUCCAAGCUAUCGCCCCUCUAAAUCUACAUAUCCUUUGUGAGAAGCCCCUCGCUCUAUCUUUGCAAGACUGUUUAACUGUCUACCGAACUCUUCAACCCCCAACACAUCCCAAUGCAGGUGCGUCGGCACCUACAGCUAUCUUCUCAAUUGGACACGUCCUUCGCUACAGUCCACAUAACAAACUCCUUCGAAAACUUCUUCUGGAAGACCGUGUUAUCGGUGACAUAGUCUCUCUUGAACAUACCGAGCCUGUGGGCUGGUGGCAUUUUUCACACAGUUAUGUCCGUGGAAAUUGGCGUCGCGCUACACCAUCCGGAGAUGGAUCCCUUCUCACAAAAUCAUGCCAUGACAUCGAUUUUAUUCUUUGGUUACUUUGUUCACCAACUUCAUUAGAAGAUGCGGGGGCUAAGGGACAGGGAUCACAUUUCCCACGAAGUAUUUCGUCCUUUGGAUCCUUAACUCAGUUUCGGAAGGCGAGGAAACCUGUGAAUGCAGGUACUGCAACGAAUUGUGUGGAAUGUCCUGCUGCUUCUGAGUGUUCCUAUAAUGCUAUGCAGAUAUACGGGCGUCAUUUAGAACAUGGUGAUAGAGGGUGGCCGGUUAAUAUUGUUGUUCCGGAUAUUGAGGAUGUGUAUGUGACAAAAGGGCAAGAUGGUGCGACGGCGGCAUUGUUGGCUAAGUUAGCUGAGGAUUAUGAUGUUACUGUGCAAUCGGAUGCGGACAUUGCGGCGAGACCUUGGUACGGCAGGUGUGUUUAUGAGGCGGAUAAUAACGUGGCGGAUGACCAAGUUGUUACGUUUAAGUGGGAUGAUGAGAUCGCUGCACCACAUCGACUUGCGAAGACUGCUUCGUUUCAUAUGAUUGCUCCCACGGAGAAACAAUGUGUACGCAGAGGAAGAGUUUAUGGGACUACUGGGGAGAUCGAGUAUGAUAGUACGACUAUCUCGAUCUAUGAUUUCGCGACUGGAAAGACGGUUGUGCAUGAUGUGCCGAAACCACCGCCUGAGAGGGCGGAGUCACAUGGUGGUGGUGAUUUUGGACUUGCUGGGCAGUAUGUCAGUGCUGUCGAGGCUGUGGUUAACGGGGGAUUGGAUAUCCAGACUGCACAGGCGAGAUUUAUUGGGUGUACAUUGGAGGAGGCGGUGCAAAGUCAUGCGGUAGUAUUUGCUGCUGAGGAGGCAAGAAGAGAAGAACGGGUUGUUCAUUGGGAAGACUGGUGGGAGAAGAAGUUGAAACAUCAGUCUGUCAAAGUCUGA